GCUUCCCAAAGCAAGCAUGCUUGUCGCUCUGACGCUGUUGUGCCUGGCGGGCGCGCUGUCGGCGCACAGGCCCACCUCCGUGCAAACGUCCUCGGGCCUCCUGGUCGGUUUUCGCGCCAAGGUUGGACACCAUCAUCGCGUCAACCACUUCCUGGGCAUACCGUACGCCAAGCCCCCCGUGGGUGCUCUCCGAUUCGCUCCCCCUGAGCCGCUGGACGACGCCAGUCAGGAGGAAUUGGAUGCCAGCCACCACGGACCCUCUUGUUACCAACCGGCUCACCUGAAGGAGCUUAUGAGCAGCUUUCUGGACGAUGCCUCCGAGAUGAGCGAAGACUGCUUGACUCUGAACGUGUAUGUACCCGAUGUCCCAGAUGCGGGUCUCCUUCCCGUGAUUGUUUGGAUUCCUGGGGAGGGCUUCGAUUACGCCAUUGCACGCCAGUUCGACGGCAGCUACCUAGCCAUACAUUCCAAUGCCAUCGUAGUCACGGUCAACUACCGGGUGUCCUCUUUGGGAUUCCUCACCACUCUUACGCCCGAUGCCCCCGGAAAUGUAGGCCUUCACGACCAGCGCAUGGCGCUCAGAUGGAUUAAGAAAAACAUCGCUCACUUCGGUGGCAAUCCGGACAAGGUUACCAUCAUGGGGCGCUUCACGGGAUCCAUGAGCAUUAGCAUCCACAUUGCCACUCCUAUAAAAGAGAAGCUUUUUCAAAAAGCCAUCAUGCAAAGCGGCAUAGCUAUAGGUGACUAUGUGUUCGACUCGAACCCACUCAACACUACUGAGAAGCUCGCCGACGCUGUCGGCUGCCCCACCAAUUCCAGCGUAGAUAUGACCACGUGUCUGCGGAACUUACCGGCUCCCGAGUUGGUGAGCGCCACAACUCGCAUUGGAAAGUUCUUCAAGCCCGUCAUCGACGGUAAACUCAUCGUCGAAGAGCCGCUAGAGGCCGUGAAGAAAGGUCGUCACCAAGCUGUUGAUGUCAUCAUUGGCACAAAUCAGAACGAGGGUUCGCUGUGCCUCCUGACGCUGCAGUACCUCAAGUCAAAUUUCUUCGAGCGCCUCAUUCAGAACAGGCUCACCACACAAGACGUCGCCGACAUGGUUCAGUUCCAUCUGCGCGACUUCAACGUCCGGGACGACGACGUGCUUUCCAAACUCGUUCAGCACGAGUACCAUUAUCAGCACAUCAAGGAUGGUCUGCGAGCUCAGUAUGUUCAGUUCUGCGGUGACAUGUACGUAGCUUCCCACGCCGAGCAGAUGGCCCGCCUCCUGGCUCACCAUAAGAAGGGCUCCGUGUACGUCUACCGAUUUGCUCACCGGCCGUCGUUCUCCAAACAGCCCGAUUUCAUCGGAGCAGCCCAUGGUGACGAUGUGCUCUUCGCCUUGGGUCUUGUUCUCAAGCAGCGAGACCUUCCCAAGUCCGAAGUGCUCCUCAGCGUCAAGAUCGCUGCCUCCAUUGGCAACUUUGCACUUGACAGUGAUCCAAGCAUCGUUGGCGCCCCCAGUAUAAAUCUGGACUGGCCCGAGUACACGGAGCAAGGCCAGCUCGUCAUGCACUUCACCUCUGGUCGCUCUACCGCUCGUCGCAGCGUGCUGAACCGAGCCGUCGCCUUCUGGCAUGACAUCGUGCCGCUGAUAAAGAUCAGCAGGACCGUGCAUGAGCUCCCAGCGGCCGAGCCACUGUCAAUGACCUCCUCCCAGGUCUACCUCUUCGAACCGAGUCCGCAGAGCCUCCGACUCCCACAACCAGUGGAGCAGAGCGCAGCGUAUGUCGUGGUGGCCCUGGCAGUAUGCAACGCCCUCCUUCUAGUUGUGUCAGCUAUCAGCAUCACCAAGCUCCGCAAGACGCAGCCUAGAUACGAGACCCUGGAAAAGCUGUGAGGCUCAGUGCCACAGAGACUAUUGUGAGAUUGUGUACAUAGUUCACUCAUUCACUCGCAUGCUCCAUAAUACCACGCACAUCGACAAUUGCAUUAGAAGUUGACAACUAUAUUUAUGAGACAAGCACGCGCACAUUCAUUGAACAAAUGAUUCAACUCAUUGCUCAUCUAUCCUACACUUGUAAAAAAACAUCGUGUUAUGAAAGUGUUUUUAGCCUUGUAUAUAGUUACAAAUUUCAAACGUACAAACUCCCGUAAAACUCAGUUAUUUGCCGGCACCUUAAAUUUUGUGGACGACGAAUUACGUCAAGCCAAAAUAAAAUUUGGCACAAAGGAAUUUGGCGCGCAGGACACGCAAAGCCGAGAAAUUUAUCAGCCGCCAAUAUGAGCAACGUGCCCAUUUCGCAACAUGUCUGGACCGUGGAAUAAUAGAGUUUUACAGUACAUUGUGAAUAUGGCGGACUUUUCUGAGCAGCCUGCUCAUUUUAUGUCAUAGGCUCUAGUCAGUGUCCUUUCAUGUACCUUGAAAGAUCUGUUGUCUUUGUCCUGUACGUAUAUCUUAAAUUGUGAUUAAAGAGAUGUCUUUGAAUGGUAUAA
Molecule: messenger RNA, 2475 nt
Organism: Dermacentor andersoni
Lineage: Eukaryota; Metazoa; Arthropoda; Arachnida; Ixodida; Ixodidae
Product: carboxylesterase 1C-like
Biological process (GO): choline metabolic process; acetylcholine catabolic process
Cellular component (GO): plasma membrane
Molecular function (GO): acetylcholinesterase activity
Source: RefSeq, a predicted model, not a curated record